AAUACGUGGACGGGCGUUGGACGGAGUGGGGAGGAGGGAGGAGGAACCAGAGGGGUGGAUGGGAAGAUGGGAACGCCAUCGAUUCCUCUCUGCAGCAGCAAGGCCCCGUGCGGCGGUGCCGGCUUUCCCAGCCCUCGUCUCCUGCUUGACAGAUACCUUUGCGUGCCCUGUGCAUCUGAGCCGAUCUAUCCACCAUCCGAGGCAGUCUCUGCUUCUCGCGCGCGCAUGCACGCCGGGAGGGAGGAUAGGAAAUGGCGAGGGAGGUACUAAACAGGAGCGCCGACGCUGACGGCCAUCCUCUGCCGCAACCGGCCCCUUCCCCGUCUCCGGCAGCUGCCACGGAGGAGGAAGGUACGGACAGGAGCAAGGCCAAGAAGAACCUCAGGGACAGGGUAUCCUUCUCGUCCUCGUCUUCCAGACCCCGCCCUUCGUGCUGGGGAGGCAUCAGGAUUCGUCGGAUUGGCCGGACCAGAAGAGGCGGCGACGAGCAUGACACGCGCGCAAGCCUCGGCGACCGUGGCCGCCGCUGCGCCUGUGGGUGCGGCGGCAAGGUGGGCGCGGGCGCUGCAGCGGUCGGGACGAGGUCCCUCCUCCAGCGCAACGAUUUCUACUGCGACGAUUGCAACCCGCACAGGGAGACUGAGAUGAACAGAUAACGAGUGACUGAUGCAAGCAAAUCAUCGAUUCUUAGCACUAUCCAGUAUCCACUAACCCGAAACCUUAGUGAUACACUCGAGUACUUUGAUUACAAUGUGGGGCUGAAAAUAACAACUCAUACAGAAUUGGACAAAGCUACUUACUUUCCAAGACUCUUGAGACAACAAAAGGAAUGGUGAGGGCAAGUCUAAUCAGAAUGCUGAAAGAACCUAGGGUGGCAUCAAUCUUCACACAGAGAAGCCUUUUCAGCAUUGUAAUUUUCGUCACAUAUCAAA
Messenger RNA from Sorghum bicolor (sorghum), 932 nucleotides. RefSeq lists its product as uncharacterized. The transcript is spliced from 2 exons. The record is from RefSeq and is a predicted model, not a curated record. The coding region runs from base 252 to 656 and encodes 134 amino acids. Lineage: Eukaryota; Viridiplantae; Streptophyta; Magnoliopsida; Poales; Poaceae.